UGCAAACUCAGUCCUGCUCUGCUGUACAGGGUGCAGGGCAAGACGGAGAGCCAAUCACCGAAACGCACAGGCUCCCUUUAAGCCUGACAUAUCUCCAGCAGGAACAAAUUGUCCCAACAAUCAACAUCCCAAUCUGCUGCGCGCAUCAGGGGCUGGAGUGGAGAGGAUAUAGGCCUGCGCUGCGCGGAUAAGGAUUGCGCUGGAUUGCAAUUACGUCAAAAAGUAAUAAUAACAAGACUACACGGCAGCUCUCAUUGUGGAUACCGACGUUUUGGGCGGAGGAGUGAGCUCGGACAUCAUGUCUAUACUGCCGUCCUUCGGGUUUACGCAGGAGCAAGUGGCGUGCGUGUGUGAGGUGUUGCAGCAGGGAGGAAACCUGGAGAGGCUCGGCCGCUUCCUGUGGUCUCUGCCCGCCUGCGAUCACCUCCACAAGAACGAGAGCGUCCUAAAAGCCAAGGCUGUGGUGGCCUUCCACCGGGGGAACUUCAGGGAGCUCUACAAGAUCCUGGAGAGCCACCAGUUCUCUCCGCACAACCACCCGAAGCUGCAGCAGCUCUGGCUGAAGGCGCACUACGUGGAGGCGGAGAAGCUGCGCGGUCGGCCGCUCGGAGCUGUAGGGAAGUACCGGGUGCGCAGGAAAUUCCCGCUGCCCCGCACGAUAUGGGACGGCGAGGAGACGAGCUACUGCUUUAAGGAGAAGUCCAGAGGAGUCCUGAGAGAAUGGUACACGCACAACCCCUACCCGUCCCCGCGGGAAAAGAGAGAGCUGGCCGAGGCCACAGGACUGACCACGACGCAGGUCAGCAACUGGUUCAAAAACAGACGGCAGAGAGACAGAGCCGCAGAGGCGAAGGAGAGAGAGAACAGUGAAAACAACAACGCAGGCGGCAACAAACAGAACCAGCUGUCGCCGCUGGACGGAGGAAAGUCUCUCAUGUCCAGCUCGGAGGACGAGUUUUCUCCACCGCAGAGCCCCGACCAGAACUCAGCGCUUUUGCUCCAGGGUAACAUGAGCCACCCCGGGGCCUCCGCUUACCCCAUGUCCGGCCUGGGGCCCCCACAGCCGGUGCACGGCAUGCACGGACACCCGCACCAACUGCAGGACUCUUUGUUGGGACCCCUAACCUCCAGUCUUGUGGAUUUGGGCUCUUAAGGCUGCCAGAUUGUUUCUAUUUUACAAAAACAACAACAACAACAAAAAAAAGAAUCUGGGCUGGGUGUGCGAGGGGUGGGGGAGAGAACGAAAGAAAGACUGGUAUCAGAUUGAAUCCAUGUAUGAAAUCACACUAUACUGUAGCCUACCUUAUAAUAAUAAUAAUGAUAAUAAUAAUAAUAAUAAUAAUAAUAAUAAUAUAGACUGACUUGUCUGUCGUUAAAUUUGGUUCUAGAACAAAAAUCCCUAAUAUGCGCUUAACCUGUAUAUCGCCCUUGUCUGGAGGAUUUGUGACCUCCUACACACACACACACACACACACACACACACACACACACACACACACACACACACACACAAACGCCUCUUUUUUUUUUUUCCUCCUCGACGUCGAAACUCAACGAAACACUUAACUGGACUUGCCCAUUUGCUUAAUUUAUGAUAUUUUGUUAAGAUAAGGAAGAAUUAAAAAAAAAGAAUUAAAGGAAGGAAAACUCCUGCGAUGGAAACUAAAGAGGUAACGUUUUCAUUAGAGUCAUGGUUAAUUAGUUUCCAAUAAAACAAAAGUAAUACA
This is a messenger RNA of Solea senegalensis (Senegalese sole), 1727 nucleotides long. Its product is annotated as homeobox protein six1b. Gene Ontology annotation, biological process: regulation of transcription by RNA polymerase II. Gene Ontology annotation, cellular component: transcription regulator complex; nucleus. Lineage: Eukaryota; Metazoa; Chordata; Actinopteri; Pleuronectiformes; Soleidae. Bases 299 to 1153 code for a protein of 284 amino acids. The record is from RefSeq and is a predicted model, not a curated record. Gene Ontology annotation, molecular function: RNA polymerase II cis-regulatory region sequence-specific DNA binding; DNA-binding transcription factor activity, RNA polymerase II-specific. The transcript is spliced from 2 exons.